GGUUCCUGAGAGGCCGGCCCCUAGCCCCGCCCCUCGUCAUCUCAGCCGGGGCGGGGCGAGAGGCUGCGCAAGCGCAGUUCGCGCGCCCCGCUGUUGCCUAGAGAACGAUCUUUGGGGCGCCCUGGCGGGCCCUGGACCCGACGAGCUGCUUUAGGACCGCAUUCGCCGCGCUCAGCCCCGCUUCCUGUCCUCAACCGGAUGCGUGCGGGCCGGGCCCCCUGCCGCUGAAUUCACCCCAUGGUUACUCCUGUAGGCUAUGGCUGUCGCCGCUUCCUGCAGGGUCAGGCUCCACCUCGCCUCAAAGUCGAUCUAAGUGCUCCUCUGUGCAAGGCGAUAGGAUGGAAACCAUCCCCUCACUGCUGUUCAGAUUUUCACGUCCUGUACGUCUUCAAGGACAUGUACUAAGAGCUUAAUGAAAAUGGACACACUUCCUGCCUUCCUAGAGCAAAUAGAAUAACAGGGAGGAUACAUGGAAAUUGUUGCACAGCUGUCCUAUCUGUAUGAGAUCUCCAGUUUACCCUGAGUUACACGAGACGAUGAAAUACAUUGCCAAGAAGUGUGGAGUUAGGUUCCAGCCUCCGGCCAUGAUCUUGAUUUAUGAGAAUGAAGCUGAAGGAAAGAGCCGCCAGCGCAUCAUGCCUGUCCGAAACUUUUCGAAGUUCUCAGAUUGCACCAGAGCUGCUGAACAAUUAAAGAAUAACCCACGGCACAAGAGUUACCUGGAACAGGUGUCCCUGAAGCAGCUGGAGAAGCUGUUUGUUUUUUUACGAGGUUCCCUACAGGGGCAGAGCCUGGCAGAAACAAUGGAACAGAUCCAGCGGGAAACAACCAUUGAUCCCGAGGAAGACCUGAACAAACUGGACGACAAGGAGCUCGCCAAAAGGAAGAGCAUCAUGGAUGAGCUUUUCGAGAAAAAUCAGAAGAGAAAGGAUGACCCCAGUUUUGUGUAUGACGUGGAGGUUGAGUUCCCUCAGGAUGAGCAGCUGCUGUCCUGCAGCUGGGACACAGCAUCCGUCGAUGAGUUCUGAGACUACGCCACGUUUCCACAAAGAAGGAAGAGCGGUUCUAGAAAACACUGAGACACGAAUGAUCCGUAAAACCAAGACACUUAACAUGUCCUACACAGCCCUAUGAGAAACACAGAAACACAAGAUAGGAAUCUGCAAUCUAAAGAGAAAGUAACUCGAGAACUUGUAAAAAGGUAUUUUAUUAUAUUACUCAGGAAAAAGCUAAGAGCCAGGUAUUUGAUGAAGGCUGUAGAAAGGUCAAUACCUGCUUGACCUUGAAAUGCUACAGAUGUAUUUUAUAGAAAUCGAGAUGAAGCAAAGGGGGAAGGGGGAAGUAAAGAGACAAGAAAUAGGAAAAUCUGGGAAAGGGUGAGUAAUUAUAGUUUGACAAGACUAGAAUUAACCUGUGCUCAUUAGGACCCUGUGUGCAUUAACUCUGGGGUAGACAGGAAUACCUAUAAAUGCAAAAUGUCUCACAGCUACAAGUACAUGUGGCAGAAGGCAGGCAAGUCUACUCCGCGAUCAGGAAAUGUGUUCUAACGUUACUCUGAAACCCAGAGCCACUUCCUGUGAAAGACUGGUUUGUACAAUGGGAAGUCUGCCCACAAUGAGCGAUAGGUGCUGCUGUUCAGACCUGUUCGUAAGUUUAGUUGUGCAAAGAUCGCAGCCUCACAAGGCCUCUGUGUGCAGAUGUGUUUGUUCUUACUAGAAUGUUAUCUGAUUGAUAGAAAUCAUAUGUUUUCUACAAGGAAACCAUUACGCAUCGAAUAAAGCCGUGAAUGCAA
Messenger RNA from Rattus norvegicus (Norway rat), 1792 nucleotides. RefSeq names its product centrosomal protein 19 (gene Cep19). NCBI's taxonomy places the organism in Eukaryota, Metazoa, Chordata, Mammalia, Rodentia, Muridae. Gene Ontology annotation, cellular component: centriole; spindle pole. The record is from RefSeq and is a predicted model, not a curated record.